UUAAGUUGAUAAGGCAGUGUUCAGUAAAAGGUUGGACUCGAUCUUGGAGGUCUUUUCCCAACCUCUAUGAUUGCCCAGGCUCUGCCGCACAGUACGAAUUAGAAAGAUCUGUUUAUUUCUCAGCCUCCUGAAGACAAACAGCUCCCUCCCUACUCUGACUCUAGCCCAGGUGACUGUCACGACUCGGGUCCCCGCAUGUCUCCCAGCACCCGAAGCAGGACCGUGCCGGACUCGGCGCUCCGCCCUCGGUUUGCAGAGCCCGGCAGAGCCCGGGGCCCCGCGGGGCUGACGCACAGGAAGGCCCUGAAGGCGGGCACAGCACUUAAAGUCGGCGGCGGCGGGAUCGGGGAGCCGCCAGCGGCAGCAGCAGCAGCAGCAACGCUCGGUCGGACUCACGGGAAAGUAUGUCCCAAUGGAGUCAAGUUCAACAACUGGAAAUAAAAUUUUUGGAGCAGGUGGACCAGUUCUAUGAUGAUAACUUCCCCAUGGAAAUCCGGCAUCUACUGGCACAAUGGAUAGAAAGCCAAGACUGGGAGGCUGCAGCCAACAAUGAAGCAAUGGCAAUGAUCCUUUUACAGAAUUUGAUAAUACAGGUUGAUGAACAGCUGGACCGGGUUUCACAAGAGAAGAAUCUGCUCUUGAUACACAAUCUGAAAAGAAUCAGGAAGCUGCUGCAGGGCAAAUAUCAUGGUAAUCCCAUGCAUAUAGCAGUGAUCAUCUCAAACUGCUUAAGAGAAGAAAGAAGAAUAUUGGCUGCAGCUAGCAUGCCUGUACAGGGGCCACUGGAAAAGUCUCUGCAGAACUCUGUGGUUUCAGAACGUCAAAGAAACGUAGAACACAAAGUAUCAGCCAUCAAGAACAGCGCUCAGAUGACUGACCAAGAUGUGAAAUACUUGGAAGACUUGCAAGAGGAAUUUGACUUCAGGUAUAAAACAAUACAAAGCUUAGAGCAGAAUGACAAAAACAGCACCCACAUUAAACAGGAAAUGUUGGUGUUGCAGGCAAUGCUCAAUACUUUAGACUACAAGAGAAAGGAAGUACUCAGCAAAAUAGGGCGUGUGAUUCAUGAAAUCGAUAUGCUGAUGAGCAACAUGCUGACUGAAGAGCUGCUAGACUGGAAGAGACGGCAGCAGAUUGCCUGCAUUGGGGGUCCUCUCCAUGGUGGGCUCGAUCAGCUCCAGAACUGUUUUACGCUGUUGGCAGAGAGCCUCUUUCAAGUUAGAAGGCAACUGGAAAAACUGGACGAACUGUUGACCAGACUGACUUAUGAUGGGGACCCUAUUCCUGUGCAGAGACCUCAGCUGUUGGAAAAAGUCAACUUUCUGCUCUACAAUCUUUUCCGGAAUUCAUUUGUGGUUGAAAGGCAACCCUGCAUGCCAACACAUCCCCAGAGGCCACUGGUUCUUAAAACAUUAAUACAGUUCACUGUUAAAUUAAGGUUGCUAAUUAAAUUGCCAGAGCUGAACUACCAGAUCAGAGUGAAAGUAACUAUUGACAAGAAUGUUUCAACUGUAAGCAAUCGUAGAUUUGUUCUGUGUGGAACACAUGUAAAAGCAAUGAACAUGGAUGAGUCUGCAAAUGGAAGCUUGUCUGUAGAAUUUCGACAUUUGCAACCCAAAGAAAUGAAAACAAGCUCUGGAAGUAAAGGAAAUGAGGGCUCCCACAUGGUGACCGAGGAACUGCACUCCAUCAGCUUUGAAACACAGGUCUGCCUGUAUGGAUUGACUAUAAAUUUGGAAACCAGCUCUUUGCCUGUGGUGAUGAUUUCCAACGUCAGCCAACUGCCCAAUGCGUGGGCUUCUAUUAUUUGGUACAACCUGUCAACCAAUGAUCCUCAGAAUUUGUCUUUCUUCAACAACCCCCCUACUGCCACUUUAAGCCAGCUCUUAGAAGUCCUGAGCUGGCAAUUUUCAUCCUAUGUCGGUCGUGGACUCAAUUCUGAACAGCUCAACAUGCUGGCAGAGAAACUCAUGGGACAAGUCAGUUACAGUGAUUAUCAACUAUCCUGGGCAAAGUUCUGCAAGGAACAUCUGCCUGGAAAGUCUUUUACCUUUUGGGUUUGGCUUGAAGCCAUCUUGGACUUAAUUAAAAAGCACAUUCUUCCUCUUUGGAUUGAUGGGUACAUUAUGGGAUUUGUAAGCAAAGAGAAGGAACGAAUUCUGCUCAAAGACAAGACACCGGGAACAUUUUUAUUAAGGUUUAGUGAGAGCAAUCUGGGUGGAAUUACCUUUACUUGGGUGGAUCAACUAGAAAAUGGAGAUGUAACAUUUCAUUCGGUGGAGCCCUACAACAAAGGUCGCUUAUCUGCCCUGCCUUUUGCUGACAUACUGCGUGAUUACAAAGUUAUUAUGGCAGACAACGUUCCUGAAAACCCUCUGAAGUAUCUGUACCCAGAUAUUCCCAAAGAUAAGGCCUUUGGCAAACACUACAGCUGUCAGCCAAAUGAAGUCUCAAAGCCCUCAGAUGGAGGAGUCAAAGGUUAUGUUCCUUCUGUAUUUAUCCCAGUCUCCAAAAUCUUAAAUGAUCCUACAGAACCACACUCUCCAUCAGAUCUUCUUCCAAUGUCUCCAAGCGUUUAUGCUGUGCUGAGAGAACACCUGAGUCCCACAGCCAUCGAAACUGCCCUGAGUUCUCCUUACUCAACUGACUGAAGUUCAUAUGUUGGAAAAAAUAGCAAUCAUGUGAACACUGGAUGGGUUAAAGAUGCCUUAAUUUUUUUACAAUCAUCUUUGUACAUCAACUUUUCCUGGAAACUAUUAUGUUAUUCUUAGGCCUCUUUCUGUUAUCAAUCAACAUGUAAAUAAGGAAUUUUCUCCCUAGGGAUUCAAAUAGCUUUCUGCAAGCCAGAUUUGCUGUUCUCAGUGAUAAAAGGCCAAAUCCUUUCUUAUUUGGAAGUCAUUUGACUGCAGUGAGGUCCCAGCAGAGACAAAUUUUACUUGCAGAAUUAACUAACAUUCAUAGAAUUGCUGUAAAUAUGAGGACAGAAGAACAAAAUGUUCUGCUUCUGAAAACAGCACAUAAAGAUAACUGAAGAUAUUAAUGUGUUUGGAGAAAUUAGGACUUAUUAUGUUAAAUACUUUUUGUUUAAUCAUAAUCUUGCACACCACUGGUUUAGAUUCUAUUUCAAAGCAAAGAUUCUCAUUCCCCUGAGUUCAAGUGUCUCAGAGGUGUUUGGGACAUUUUUCUCAAAAGAAGAAGAACCUUCAGCAUAGAUUUUUAUCUGACACCACAGCAGAAGUUGCGGAAGACAGGUAAGCAUGGCAGGGAGGAGAAGGGAGUUCCAGAAAGGAAGCAGACACAAAAUUUGUGGUAUCAAAAAGUCUGUCUCCAUUUUGCCACUGGAAGACAGAGUUAGUGAAACUUUUCCCCCUCACAGAGUAGUUGCAGGAGUAAAUCUGUUUAGGCAAGGAGACUUCAGAUAGUACAGCAUGUACGAUAAAAAAGCCUACAAAUAAAAAAAUCCUGAUCAGAUGCAGUUUGGAUACUAACUGGUAAAUGCCAAGUGGGAAGCACAGUUUUAAAAAACUGAAGAGCUGCAAUUGCCAACCACUGGGAAAAUUGUGCUGCGUGGCAGAUUAUUACGUGUCAGUCAGAGGCUCAUUUAAUAAACGGAAUAACUAGCUUUUGUAUAAAUGGUAAAUUGCCCUUCUAAAAUACUCUUUUUUUUUUUUUUUUCAGGCACUGGUUUAGUGCUGGGUUUGGGUUGUUUGGUCUUAUUGCUUUUUGUUUUUUUCUCUCAGUAUUCUCCCUAAAAUCUGUGUUAAUAGAAUAAUAAAGAGGCAAUUCCAAGGACACAUAUGCCGGCUCAAUCAAGAUUUAAGUCUUAUCCACAGAGUACAUGGUUAAUGCAUGCAAAGUUCUUACAACACAAGCCCUUGAACGUUUGCACCUUACUGUUUUCUUGAGUAGGUACAAAUUACACAUCUGAGAUGAAAAUGUAACCUCCUUGAAUCAGUAAGACGUGCAUUUUACUUUCAUUUCUCCUUUUUUACUCACUCCUUUCACCCCUACUACUUAUGUUAGUUGAAAGCAAGUGAACGGAAACAGAGUAACGAGCUAUUUCUGUGAGACGUGGGAAUAGAUUUCAAAAAACCCAAACACAUCUCUGUUCAUUCACCUGAGUGACUUAAAGUGAGCUGCACAUCAGAAGUCAUUUUUCUCUCAGAAAGUAUCAUGUAUAAAUAAUUUUACAAAACAACAAGAGCAAUUCUGUAUGUAUUUUGGUAACAUCUGUAACUUAUAUAACCAGCAUGAAUAAAACCAGAUUUUGGCUUUAAGCUGCAUACCUAGACCUCUGUGGAAUUUAAGGCACACAAAAACAGUCUUGCUGCCUUUUUAUUGAUCUCAAGUCUGAACUACAAGCAGUAACACAGGUAUCUAGAGCAGCAAACAUAACUUCACCUUGCAUCAGCUAUUGCAGGCCUUUUUAUGCUAACCUCUUCUCACAGUCUUAAUACAAACUAAAUGGGGGAUGCCCUACAUUUUUGAUCUCAUGAGAAGUACUGUACAAAGGGACCAGACAUGACAGGUGAAGCAGUCUCCUCUCCCCUUCUUCCCUGCUCCCCAAGCAAUGCAAUCCCUCAAGACUCUCAGGUAUUAACUUCAGCAUGAUAUAACUGGCAUUACUGAGCAGCACUAUGGAUCGAGUUUUCGCAUUAUGGUUUCUACUAUUGCUCUAAAACAGAUUUUGCAAGGAGUAGGUUUAACAUGUCAUUGAAAGGUGUAUGACUUUAAAUCAUUUCACUGCCUUAAAGUAACAUUGGAGUAACUUUCUGUAAGGUGAAUAUACAUAGCCCAAGCCUACUUCCAUUGAAAAAAGUGAGAAUUUUGUCCUGACGCAACUACAGGUAAGAAUAGAGUUCUCCAGUAUAAUGAUGUUUAAUAAUAAUGGCCAGUUUUCACGAGCGAGCGAGGGCCUCGCCGGUGGAGCACCUGGUGGUCUAGUGGUUAAGGGCACGGCGCUGUCACCGCCGAGACCCGGGUUCGAUUCCCGGUCCGGGAUACUCCCCGGGUAGAUGGAGCUCGGUAGCCCUUAAAAAGGCAAUCCAUCCACGUCCUAAGGACCUCGCUGCCACCGUCCAAGCUCGCUUGGCCCCGGCAGAUGAACCUUAGGAUUAAAGGGUGGGCUCAGUUCCGCGCACACUGUGUCUCACCUAAAAAAUCCAAUGCGCAGGCUGGAAGGUGUAAAGACCUUCCCCGGAUCUUCGCUCGCGAAAACUGGCCAUAAUGAUGUGGAAGGGAGCAAACACACAAAGGGAUGCCUCAGACACUACCAGAAGAAACAAAAUAUCCACUUUUAGGUACUUUUACUAACUGUGUUUAUGUUUUCGCUAGGUUUUGCAGCAGCAAAUUAAAAAAUAACGUGG
This is a messenger RNA of Myiozetetes cayanensis, 5366 nucleotides long. RefSeq names its product signal transducer and activator of transcription 4 (gene STAT4). The transcript has 24 exons. Lineage: Eukaryota; Metazoa; Chordata; Aves; Passeriformes; Tyrannidae. The record is from RefSeq and is a predicted model, not a curated record. Gene Ontology annotation, biological process: regulation of cell population proliferation; response to peptide hormone; cell surface receptor signaling pathway via JAK-STAT. Bases 405 to 2651 code for a protein of 748 amino acids. Gene Ontology annotation, molecular function: RNA polymerase II cis-regulatory region sequence-specific DNA binding; DNA-binding transcription factor activity, RNA polymerase II-specific.